UAGACGGCGCUGUGCACGCGGGCAGCCAGUCGGCGCGUGCGUCCUAGGCAGCCCGGCUGCACGAGGCGGAGGGAGGGGAGGAAAGUUUAGAGUCGGGCUGCGCGUGCAGUUACGAGCUCCAGCCGAGGCGCGUGGGACGCUGCAGCUGUAACGGAGGUCGCGCAUGGCGCCAACGAGUCACUGCGCAGCACGAGCGCGGGGCGCUGUUGAGGAUGAGCUCAGAGAAACACUUCAGAAGAGGAUCAUGGUCCUGGACGGAGGCAUGGGAACCAUGAUCCAGCAAAGGAAGUUGCAGGAAGACCACUUCCGGGGCACAGAGUUCAAGGACCACCCCAGGAGCCUGAAGGGUAACAAUGACCUCCUGAGCAUCACCCAGCCGGAGGUCAUUUACAGUAUCCACAAGGAGUAUCUGCUCGCCGGGGCAGACAUCAUAGAGACGAACACGUUCAGCAGUACCAGGGUUGCGCAGGCCGACUACGGACUGGAAGACCUGGCUUAUCGGUUAAACAAGGCUUCUGCGGAGGUGGCCAGGAAGGCAGCAGAUGAAGUUACAGCACAGACAGGUGUGAAGCGUUACGUGGCCGGAGCCGUGGGGCCGACCAACAGGACGUUAUCUGUGUCGCCCUCCGUGGAGAGACCGGACUUCCGGAACAUCACGUUUGAUGAACUGGUAGAGGCUUACUCUGAGCAGAUACAAGGCCUACUGGAUGGAGGUUGUGACAUCCUGCUGGUGGAGACCAUCUUUGACACAGCUAAUGCAAAAGCUGCAUUGUUCGCUAUUGAUAUGCUGUUUGAGGAGUAUGAACCAAGACCCAUAUUUAUCUCGGGGACCAUCGUGGAUAAGAGCGGCCGUACGCUCUCCGGCCAGACGGGGGAGGCGUUUGUCAUCAGUGUGUCACAUAUGAGCCCUCUGUGUGUGGGUCUGAACUGCGCCCUGGGGGCCACGGAGAUGCGUCCGUUCAUCGAGGCCAUCGGGAGGAACACCAACGCCUUUGUCCUGUGUUACCCCAACGCAGGUCUCCCCAACACGUUCGGAGACUACGACGAGACGCCAGAGACCAUGGCUUCACACAUAAAGGAGUUUGCGCUGGACGGCUUGGUGAACAUCGUUGGCGGCUGCUGUGGAACAACGCCGCACCACAUCAGAGCGAUCUCUGAGAGUGUGAAGCAGUGUAAAGCCAGGUGCGCUCCGACAGACGUCUUCAGCAACUUCCUGCUGCUCUCAGGUCUGGAGCCCUUCCGGAUCGGACCCUACACCAACUUUGUCAACAUCGGCGAGCGCUGCAAUGUCGCCGGUUCACGGAAGUUCGCCAAACUCAUCAUGACAGGAAAUUAUGAGGAGGCGUUAAGUGUAGCUAAAGCCCAGGUACAGAUGGGUGCCCAGGUGCUGGAUAUUAACAUGGAUGAAGGAAUGCUGGAUGGCUCUGUCGCCAUGACGCGUUUCUGCAACCUCAUCGCCUCGGAGCCUGACAUCGCCAAGGUGCCGCUGUGUCUGGACUCUUCCUCCUUUACUGUACUGGAGGCAGGCCUGAAGUGCUGUCAGGGCAAGGCCAUCGUCAACAGCAUCAGCCUCAAGGAGGGCGAGGACGACUUCCUGAAACGCGCCAGACAAAUCCGUCGCUACGGCGCCGCGGCCGUCGUCAUGGCGUUCGACGAGGAGGGGCAGGCGACGGAAACGGACGAGAAGAUCAAGAUCUGCACGAGAGCCUAUCACCUUCUGACCAGCAGGGUGGGCUUUAACCCCAAUGACAUCAUCUUUGACCCCAACAUCCUGACGAUUGGCACGGGCAUGACGGAGCACAGCAUGUACGCCGUCAACUUCAUCAGAGCCACCAGGGCUAUCAAGGACACCCUGCCCGGUACCAGGGUCAGCGGAGGCCUGUCAAACCUCUCCUUCUCCUUCCGAGGCAUGGAUGCCAUCAGGGAGGCCAUGCACGGGGCGUUCCUCUACCACGCCAUAAAGGACGGAAUGGACAUGGGCAUCGUGAACGCCGGCAGCCUUCCCGUGUAUGACGACAUCGAUAAGGAGCUGCUGCAGCUCUGUGAGAACCUCAUCUGGAACCGAGAUCCAGACGCCACCGAGAAGCUGCUGCAGUAUGCUCAGAACAAUGUUAAAGGAGGGAGGAAAGUGAUUCAGACAGAUGAGUGGAGGAAUGGAAGUGUGGAGGAGAGACUGGAGUAUGCUCUUAUCAAGGGUAUAGACAAGUACGUAGUACAGGACACAGAGGAGGCCCGCGCCCAGGUGGGUGUGUAUCCGCGUCCCCUCCGUGUGAUUGAGGGACCCCUCAUGAACGCCAUGAAGACAGUAGGAGACCUGUUUGGAGCCGGCAAGAUGUUCCUGCCGCAGGUAAUAAAGUCCGCCCGGGUGAUGAAAAAGGCUGUUGCCCACCUGAUUCCCUUCAUAGAACAAGAGCAGAUGAUGAUGAUGGCAGCAUCUGGGUCGUCUGAGGACACCGACCCAUAUCAAGGCACUAUCGUUCUGGCCACAGUGAAGGGAGAUGUUCACGACAUUGGUAAAAACAUUGUGGGUGUCGUGCUGGGAUGCAACAAUUUUCGGGUAAUUGAUUUAGGGGUAAUGAUACCAUGUGACACAAUCUUAAAGGAGGCCAUUGACAAAAAAGCAGAUAUCAUCGGUCUGUCUGGUCUCAUUACGCCAUCUCUCGAUGAGAUGAUUCAUGUUGCCAAGGAGAUGGAGCGUCUGAGAAUGACAACCCCUCUUCUGAUUGGAGGAGCCACAACCUCGAAAACUCACACAGCCGUGAAGAUCGCCCCUCGGUACAGUGCUCCAGUCAUCCACGUUCUCGAUGCGUCGCGCAGUGUGGUGGUGUGUUCCCAGCUCCUGGAUGACGGACUGCGUGAGGACUACUUUGAGGAGGUGACAGAGGAGUAUGAGGAGAUCAGGCAGGAGCACUACGACUCUCUUAAGGAGCGCCGGUAUCUGUCCCUGGCUCAGGCGCGGGAGAAGGGCCUCCAUGUGGACUGGCUGUCGGAGCCAACACCAGUGCGGCCCCGGUUCCUGGGAACGCGUGUGUUUGACUCGUACGACCUGAGGAGACUGACGGCCUUCAUCGACUGGAAGCCUUUCUUUGAUGUGUGGCAGCUCAGGGGGAAAUACCCCAACCGAGGGUACCCCAAGAUCUUCAACGAUAAAGCCGUAGGGGUGGAGGCCAAGCGUGUGUACGAUGACGCUCAGGUCCUAUUAAACAGGAUGAUUGAUACGGGGGGUCUACAGGCCAGAGGCUUGUUGGGCUUCUGGCCCGCUCAGAGCCAAGGGGAUGACAUUCUAAUAUACGCCGAAGACGUCACGCCCACCUCGUCCAAUCCCAUCGCGACUUUCUACGGUCUACGGCAGCAGGCGGAGAAGGACUCCACCAGCCCGGAGCCGUACCUGUGUCUGGCAGACUUUGUGGCACCCGUGGGCAGUGGCGUGCGGGACUACGUGGGGCUGUUCGCCCUGGCCGUUUUCGGGGCAGAGGAGCUCUGCGCGGACUUUGAGCGGCAGGCUGACGAUUAUGGCAGCAUCAUGGUGAAGGCCCUCGCCGACAGACUGGCUGAGGCCUUUGCAGAAGAGCUCCAUGCUCGUGUAAGGAAGGAGCUUUGGGGCUACAGCAUGGAGGAAGAGCUGGAGGUCCGAGACCUGCACCGGCUCCGUUACACCGGCAUCCGGCCGGCCGCCGGCUACCCCAGCCAGCCGGACCACACGGAAAAACGCACCAUGUGGCACCUCGCUGGGAUACAGCAGAAAACCGGCAUCAACCUGACCGAGUCCCUGGCUAUGACCCCAGCAGCAGCUGUGUCGGGUCUCUACUUCUCCAACCCCAGGUCCAGAUACUUCGCUGUGGGCAAGAUCAGCCAGGAGCAGGUGGAGGACUAUGCCAAAAGGAAGAACAUCCCUGUGAGAGAGGCGGAGAGAUGGCUGGGUCCCAACCUGGCCUACGACACAGUCUGAACCAGAACCACAGAGCCCAAACAAACAAACAGUGAAGUGGUUUUAAUCCAAGACGACGUGUUCUCUAGGGAUAGUCUCUCUCUCUCUCUCUCUCUCUCUCGCUCUCUCU
Molecule: messenger RNA, 4058 nt
Organism: Electrophorus electricus (electric eel)
Lineage: Eukaryota; Metazoa; Chordata; Actinopteri; Gymnotiformes; Gymnotidae
Gene: mtr
Product: 5-methyltetrahydrofolate-homocysteine methyltransferase
Biological process (GO): homocysteine metabolic process; tetrahydrofolate metabolic process
Cellular component (GO): cytosol
Molecular function (GO): methionine synthase activity; cobalamin binding; zinc ion binding
Source: RefSeq, a predicted model, not a curated record